Molecule: messenger RNA, 2406 nt
Organism: Rhododendron vialii
Lineage: Eukaryota; Viridiplantae; Streptophyta; Magnoliopsida; Ericales; Ericaceae
Product: very-long-chain aldehyde decarbonylase CER1-like
Exons: 10
Coding region: 296-2149 (617 amino acids)
Biological process (GO): lipid biosynthetic process
Molecular function (GO): iron ion binding; oxidoreductase activity
Source: RefSeq, a predicted model, not a curated record
GAGGAAAACAUCUUUACAGAGCAACUCGUUUACGGCGCUCAAUUACGCACGUCUAAAAGUGUUUUGGACGGUCCGAAUUUUAAAAAAACUAUUCACGUGAAUAGUUUUUUCAAAAUUUAGGUCAUUGAUUAUCGAAACAGACUGCUGAGAUCGCUCAACUCCGUAAAGAGCCGCUUUGCAGUGGAUCGGUAAAUAAGUUUCUCUCUGCUUGUACACUCUAUAUAAGGCCGAAUUCAAGAACCAGAAGUUUAUUACUGAAUUAGUUGGGGAAAGCUAGAGUGAGAAGAAAGAAUCCAUGGCUUCGAAACCAGGAGUGCUAACUGACUGGCCAUGGACGCCGCUCGGUAGCUUCAAGUACGUGGUUUUGGCACCUUGGGUGGUUCAUAGCGUGUACUUGCUCGCUACGAAAAAUGAAAGUGAGAGAGACAAUGCGCCUAUUCUCGUACUCCCAUUUCUAUUGUGGAGGGCGAUUCAUAACCAAAUAUGGAUUUCUAUUUCUCGUCACCGAACGGCAAAAGGCAAUAACAGGAUCGUUGAUAAGAGUAUUGAUUUUGAACAAGUUGAUAGAGAAAGCAAUUGGGAUGACCAGAUUCUGUUGAAUGGGCUUCUGUUCUACAUAGUGUACAUUAUACUGCCAGGAGCUUCUCACCUACCCAUAUGGAGAACAGAUGGAGUAGUCCUCACAGCUUUGAUUCAUGUUGGUCCAGUGGAAUUUCUCUACUACUGGCUCCAUAGAGCACUCCACCAACAUUACCUCUACUCUCGCUACCAUUCCCACCACCACUCCUCCAUUGUGACAGAACCCAUUACAUCUGUUAUUCAUCCAUUUGCGGAGCAUCUCUCAUACUUUUUACUAUUUGCAAUUCCAAUGCUCACCACUGUGCUUACUGGGACUUCUUCUCUGGCGGCUCUGUUUGGUUAUGCAACCUACAUUGAUCUCAUGAAUAACAUGGGACACUGCAACUUUGAGCUCAUUCCCAAGUGGCUUUUCUCCAUUUUCCCCCCUCUCAAGUACAUGAUGUAUACACCAUCAUAUCACUCUCUGCAUCACACCCAAUUUCGGACCAACUACUCACUUUUUAUGCCAUUCUAUGAUUAUGUCUACGGUACCAUGGACAAGUCCACGGAUUCACUCUAUAAAAAAUCUCUGGAAAAGGAAGAAGAGUCCCCCAGUGUAGUUCAUCUCACCCAUUUAACAACACCCGAAUCCAUCUAUCACCUUCCGAUUGGGUUUAAAUCCUUUGCCUCCAAGCCCCAGAAAUCAAAGUGGUACGUCUGGCUGAUGUGGCCUGUGACCUUUUGGUCCAUGUUCAUAACUUGCAUCCACAGCCGCACCUUCGUUGUAGAGCGAAAUGUCCUUGAGAAGCUCAAGAUACAAUCAUGGGCAAUACCACGAUACACCAUUCAAUUCUUAUUUCAAUGGCAAAGAAAAGCUAUCAGUGGCUUGAUUGAACAAGCUAUAAUAGAAGCAGAGGGCAGAGGCACUAAGGUGUUAAGUCUUGGUCUUUUGAACCAGGGCGAAGAAAUUAAUAGGAAUGGGGAGGUUUACAUCCAGAGGUACCCUCAGCUCAAAGUGAAGGUGGUGGAUGGAAGUAGCUUAGUAGUUGCUGUUGUCCUAAAUAGCGUUCCAAAGGGAACAACCCAAGUCCUCCUCAGAGGCAGCUUAUCCAAAGUUGCUUAUUCCAUUGCCUCUGCUCUAUGCCAAAGAGGGAUCCAGGUUUCUACCUUAUACAAAACUGAAUACGAGAGGCUUAAGCUUAGCACUGGAUAUGGAUCUGAUUUAGUUCUCUCAAGGAGCUAUUCUGAGAAGGUAUGGUUAGUGGGAGACGGACUGAGCAAAGAAGAACAGCUGAAGGCACCAAAAGGGACAUUGUUCAUUCCUUACUCGCAAUUUCCCCCCAAGAAUGUGCGCAAUGACUGCUUGUACCACCACACUCCGGCAAUGCUGGCUCCCUCGUCUCUCGAAAACUUGAACUCAUGUGAGAAUUGGUUGCCAAGAAGGGCGAUGAGUGCUUCACGUGUAGCUGGGAUUGUGCAUGCUUUAGAAGGAUGGAACGUAAACGAGUGCGGCCAAAAGAUGUUCGACGUUGAACAAGUUUGGGAAGCCUGUCUCAAACAUGGCUUCUGUCCUUUGAUGACUCCAAAUUAGUCACAGGCACUUCAUCACUUGAUUCACUUCUAUGCAAGUCGGUCUGGUUUCAAUCUAUUGCUCUUCUUGCAGACUUUGUAUUUGUCCUUGGAAACUUUAGUAUCCAAGAAAUAUCUUACUGAAUGCUUUGUUUCCGUUUGUGUUUGUUCCGUGUAUCACAUAUUCAGACUCUAUAUAACGAGAGAGAUUUCGGCUAAUAUAAAGCCGGUGUUUUAGAAGGUAUUCAAAGAAACAAAUGAAUCGUUACCUCUGAAAAA